Messenger RNA from Aedes albopictus (Asian tiger mosquito), 1069 nucleotides. RefSeq names its product protein FAM98B. The record is from RefSeq and is a predicted model, not a curated record. Lineage: Eukaryota; Metazoa; Arthropoda; Insecta; Diptera; Culicidae. Gene Ontology annotation, cellular component: tRNA-splicing ligase complex.
CCGCGAUUUGGUGUGCUGGUUGACCCGAACCAUCAGAAAGUAUGCACCGGAAAUCGACGAAACCGUAUCGUCGGUGGAUGAUCUGCACAGUUUCGCUAUGGAGAUAUCAUCGUUUCUGAAGGAAUUAUGCUGCCCCUAUCAUCGGCUAUUGGACGGGCCCGUUAGUGCUCGGUAUCUCUCGGAGGAGGAUUCUUCGUUGCUGGUGGAGUUUUUGACGGGCGAAUGCAUUACCGGAGUGAUAAACCAGCAGAAACGAAACGAAGAGCUGAAGCAGCAAAUCGGUUUGAUUCAGCAUCCUGGAACCCCAUCAAAUGCAGUGAUGCAGAUAUUUCAAAUGUUGGAUCUUGAUGUUAACUGUAAGAAUGAAGCUGAAACAUUCAAUCAAAUUAUCCUCGGACUAGAUGAACUUUUUGCAAACGAUCACCCAGAGUUGAAUCUUUUGUUUCAUCCUAACGCCAAACUAAAUGACAAUCAAUGGACCCAGCUGGAUCAGUUUCAUACAGAACUGCAGGCGGAAUACAACCUUCGAAGGCAGAUGAUGAUGACCCGGUUGGACGUGACAAUGUUGGGAUUCCAGUGGAAGGGGGAUACUAAACUGGAUGUGGCUCAAGCUUGGCGACAGAAAAGACGUAACCUGGACGCCCUGAUGACAAACUUGAAUCGAAGGGACAUUUCGGAUUUAUUGGUUGCGAAGCAGGAUCUGCUGACGAUUGAAAAGGUGGCUUCCACGAGGAUACAGGGAAGCAAGAAGAACGUUUUCCAGGGAAAUUUGAAGCUACCCAAUCGAGGGGGCGUCGUGAGUAUCCACGCCAAACCUUACAUGCCCGGCUGGUCAUCACGAGAGGAAGGCCUACCGUGUGAGAAUCUGAACAGAAAGCAAUGGAAAGUGUCCAAACAGGAACCAAACAAGCAUCAACCGAAAAUAGGAAAGAAAGCCAAAAGGAAGCUACGCAGGGACAGUGGUGAUAUAAAUGAGGACGAUUGAGAACUGGACUGUGGUUGAGCAGUGUACUUUCAAUACCUCCUUUUGAAUAAAAAUAAAUCAAUAAAGAAUACUUACAAAAAUUUA